Molecule: messenger RNA, 315 nt
Organism: Staurois parvus
Lineage: Eukaryota; Metazoa; Chordata; Amphibia; Anura; Ranidae
Source: the annotation of a GenBank genome assembly
AACUUUUUGUUCCAAAAUUUUAUAUUAAGUGAUGCGUACAGAAUUGAAACCCAUUUACUUUACUACAGGGUUUUUAGGGACCUUGUUGAGCUCUUGAGGUCCCUUUGUUUGAUGAACAUGGUGAGAAUGCCCUAUGCCCAGGGGUAGACCGGCCAUUUGGGCAUUGCCCGAGGGCCCGGGGUCACUAAGAAGCAAUAUGUAGGUGGGGUGUUGUCUGGGUGUGGCUUUGGCUUGAGUGUAGGCGGAGACACAGGGGGCCCUAUUAUCUCUUAUUGCCCAGGGGCCCCAUGAGUUGUCAGUCCUCCCCUGCCUAUG